CAGCACAUGCCUCGUAAAAGCCAUUACCUUAUAGCGUUGGACGCGAGACACUACCCUCGCCUCUACUUAGAAAUGAGUAACUAUUUUUUGCAUUGGGUUACCGCGUUAGCAUUCAUUCUUUGUUCAGGUCUAGCAAAUGGGAAAAUACCUAAAGUACCGAUCAAAGAAGUCGAAAACGCGCCACCAAGCACGGGAGAGGGAGAAGCCGGUUUCAUCCCAUGGUUUUCAGGCAAGAGAGAAUUUAACCCAAAAAAUGCCCUGAAAAAUGACAACGCACCGCCCGGCAAUGAAGAAGGGGAGGCUGGUUUCAUUCCUUGGUUUUCGGGCAAGAGGGAGUUGAUACCGAAAAUUGUUCUACAAAAUGACAAUGCGCCGCCCGGCAAUGGCGAAGGGGAGGCUGGAUUCAUUCCAUGGUUUUCAGGCAAGAGGGAAUUCGAACCAAAAAAUGCACUACAAAAUGACAAUGCACCGCCCGGCAAUGGCGAAGGGGAGGCUGGUUUCAUUCCUUGGUUUUCAGGCAAAAGGGAAUUCGAACCAAAAAAUGCACUACAAAAUGACAAUGCACCGCCCGGCAAUGGCGAAGGGGAGGCUGGUUUCAUCCCAUGGUUUUCAGGCAAGAGGGACACAACCAAAGCAGCGGUCCAAAAUGACCUGGUACCGCCAAGCAAGGGAGCGGGAGAGCAAGGGUUUAUUCCUUGGUUCUCCGGGAAACGAACAGUCAAUAGACUCAAAGAAAUAAACACAGAGAAUGACGCGGACGCUAACAAGGCCCCCCCUUCUGGGCACAACGAGGCUGGUUUUAUACCAUGGUUUGCCGGAAAGCGGAAAGUUUAAGCGAACUUCUGGAGAGGGAGCAGAAACCUCCAAGAAUGCAUCAGUUAAUCGUAAAAGUUAAAGUACAAUGACAUAAAAAUAUUUUUAGACAAGCAAUCAUCAAAUUGUAUUUUUGCCAUCGCAUAAACAGACAACUUCAAAGCACUCACCAACAUCUAUUAUCUUCUUUAACCCAAACAAAAAGAGAUAUAGCGCCUAUGCCUAAAUUCUGGCAAGAUAAUUUGCCCAUAUUGUGUUCUUAAGUUUUCAGUUCAGGUUUGCUUGCACAAGAUUUGUAAGAAGAGUAUUGGGCGAGUGGUAGAAAUUAAAAAUAAAAUAAUGUCACUUUAAA
Molecule: messenger RNA, 1165 nt
Organism: Nematostella vectensis (starlet sea anemone)
Lineage: Eukaryota; Metazoa; Cnidaria; Anthozoa; Actiniaria; Edwardsiidae
Exons: 2
Coding region: 7-834 (275 amino acids)
Source: RefSeq, a predicted model, not a curated record